Messenger RNA from Aspergillus alliaceus, 359 nucleotides. RefSeq lists its product as uncharacterized. Lineage: Eukaryota; Fungi; Ascomycota; Eurotiomycetes; Eurotiales; Aspergillaceae. The transcript has a single exon. Bases 19 to 186 code for a protein of 55 amino acids. The record is from RefSeq and is a predicted model, not a curated record.
GUCUAGACUCACUUUUUUAUGGUAUUUUGUCAAGUAAGCAAGGUUAUUGAUACAUACAACACUUGGUUUAUUGAGCACUUACCUUCAUCCUGCAUUUUACAGAGGUGUUUGAUUAUCUUUGCUUCCCUUCUUUGUGUUUUUUCCCCCUUUCUUUCCCUUGUGUCCCAAAAGAAAAUUGAAAAUUGAAAAUUCAAAAUUUUAGGGGACGACUUGCCAGAAUCCUAGAUGCUCAAGCGUAAUAGAACACCGAUUUUAUAUCGUAUUUUUAAAUCUUCCCUUUUUUUUUCUUUUUCUUUUCUUUUUUUCCCUGAAAGAAGCCUUGCAAGAUACACAUACGCAUAUACAGUAAAUGCAAGGGA